Messenger RNA from Zeugodacus cucurbitae (melon fly), 3323 nucleotides. Its product is annotated as carbohydrate sulfotransferase 11. Gene Ontology annotation, biological process: carbohydrate biosynthetic process. The transcript has 9 exons. The record is from RefSeq and is a predicted model, not a curated record. Gene Ontology annotation, molecular function: sulfotransferase activity. The coding region runs from base 1232 to 2410 and encodes 392 amino acids. NCBI's taxonomy places the organism in Eukaryota, Metazoa, Arthropoda, Insecta, Diptera, Tephritidae. Gene Ontology annotation, cellular component: membrane.
GAGAAAUUCGCCUAAAAAAAGGAAUUUGCGCUGAAAAAAUAACCGCGUUAAAGUGAAAUAGCGUAAAAAGAGAUCGCGUAAAAAAAGGACUGAGUGUAUACUCCAAUUAUCAGAUUUUCAAAGAAAUCACUAUAAAUAAUUGCAGGCGAGUUAAACACUUCUGUCAGUUAUUUAAUGAUUUCAGUAUGUCAAAUUUAAUGGAACUUAUGACAACACGUUUUGAGUCAAAGCGGUAACCUAAUGGACAUUUUCCAAUUUGUAUUUAUCAAUCAAGUUGUGGUGAAGUUUUACACAAUUAAAUGUGACAAUUUGAUUGAAUAACCUUUCUUGAUGCAGUGGGAGCGCGUGUCAUAGAAAUUGUAUAAUUGUCAGUCAGGCGUCAUUGAAUUUGACAUAAUAUAACAUACGCAUAUUUUGACUUUCAAAAUAAUGCGCUUUAUGAUUUGGGAAUUUUUUUCACACUAAGAUUUGGGGAUAUCUAUAGAAUUGCAUACAAUUUUGUAUUCAAAGUCUGCACCAGGACAUCGCUACUUUUAUAUUUCUUUAUUUAUAGAAUCUGCUCUUUAAAGCCUGACAAUAUAUUAUAAAAUAAAUCCAUUUAAAACUAGAUAAGCUCAAGCAAGUGAAUUUGAUCUCUACUUAGAACGAUUUUUGAAUAAACAAAAUAUUGUCGGGAAAUUCUUUUCUAUUGAUAGAGUUUAUAAUAAUAGUUUUAAAUUUAUAAAGGAGCCCAUUAGUAAUGAAAAAUAAAGUUUAUUCAAUACAGGCCUCUUGUCAAUGAAAUUAUUUGUCAAUAUUAUUUCAAAAUCGUUCAGCUAUAAUCAAAUCAACAGUGAACAUUUUUUUAUCUUAGCUUAAAAAAAGAGAAAUACGAGAAAUAUUUUUUUUUGGUCUCACAAAGGCGCGGCAUUCUAUAAGAGAGUAAUGAGCUGUCCUCCACACAGCUUCUACAGCUAGCAUCCGGCAAGUUUUUUAACCUUACAGCGUGAAUUCCGAAGGAAAAAUGUCCACUAUUGUACGUAGCGUGAUCGCAACAACUAGGAAAUAAGAAAAAGCGCGCAAAGAAAUAGGUGCAAAAAUAAAACACACAAAAAAUCGUAAGCAAUAACGGUGUUAAAAGGAAAUCAUACCGCAUGUUGUGCAAUUCAUAUCAAAUCAGCGGCAAUAAUAGCAACAAAAGCAAACAACAACUGGCGUUGUAGUGUCACCGCGGCAAGCGCCGGUUAAGUAAAUGAGAUUUAGCCACCCAUAUUGCCGCGCCCUACGGCGAUAUUUAUUUAUUUUCAUCGCUAUAGCGCUGCUGCCCAUCGCGCUCGUCUAUGUGGUGCGCCUCGACCAGCUCUAUCGCAUCAAAGGAUAUGAGGCGACAAAGUUCAACGAUCAUUUCGGUGAUCAAAGUUUUCGUUAUCCGGUAAUGUUGCUGGGCAAAAAUAAGGAUCUAACUGUAGCGGCAACAGGAAGUUCGCGCAAAAGAUUUUACAAAUAUGCUAAAUAUGUUAAUGAGUCACACGUGCCGGUGUUGCCCGAAGAGUCCGUGCACACGCUCGCACCGAACGAUGUGGAGCGCAUCGAGAAGCGCAUGGAGCGGCGACGGAAGCUGCUGCAAGAGAAGUGCACCGAAUUCGGACUAGAUGUUGUGGGUAACGACACAUGGCACAAGCCCAACGCUUGGGAGUUCUUAGUCAAUAAAAAAUAUCACAUCAUAUGGUGCAAUGUGUUCAAAGCCGCCUCCUCAUCAUGGAUGUUCAAUUUUAAUGUAUUAGCCGGUUAUUCGCCGGAAUUCCUACAACGAACCAAAGAAGUGUUCCUGAAUUUGGCAAGGGAACGUUAUCCACGUGUUACUAUUGAUAAGCUGCGAGAAGCACAAAAUGAUUCGAUUACAUUCAUGAUAGCACGCCAUCCAUUCGAGAGGCUAUUGAGUGCAUAUCGUGAUAAGCUGGUAUUUGCCAUACCGCAUUCCUAUCACGACAAGCUGGGGCGGCGUAUUGUACGCAAAUAUCGCAGCAAAGGUUCGGAUAUGAACUCUCCGAAGUAUCCAACAUUCCCGGAAUUUGUACGUUGGCUUUUGGACCAAAUUAAGCAUGGCAACAUGCAAAUGGAUAUGCAUUUCGUCUCGUCGACGAUGUUCUGCACGCCGUGUGUCAUCAAUUUCGAUGUGAUCAUGAAGUUCGACACACUGGACGAAGAUCAAUUAUAUCUCAUUAACAAGACUGGCCUGACGCGUGUCAUAGCGCCGGAGUGGCGCAAUGCGGGCAAGGGCAAGAACACGCAGGAGUUGCUGAAAUCGUUCUACUCGAAAUUAUCGCCUAAAGAAAUGCAUGGACUGUAUCAAUAUUAUAAAUAUGAUUUCGAACUAUUCAACUACAGCGCGUCAUCGUAUUUCAACCUGGUGCAAGAAAAUGGCACCUGAAAAUAAACGAGCGGCAGCAGCAGUAAGGGCAGCAGCAACAACGCAGUAGCAGCAAUUUAGGCGCUUCACAACGUAGCCGCACUCACCACAGCAACAACGAAGCACACACAUAUAUGCACACAAAUCAACAUAUACACCGACAAAUCAUACAUAUGAACUAACAUACGUACGCGUACAUACAUAUAUGUUAAGUUAAUGCAAAAACCAACCAAAAACAAAAAGAAAUGCAAAAACCAAAAAACGCUCUAAGUAGGACAAAUGAAAUGCACGUAGGAAUUAAGGAUUAGAGAAGGAAGAUAACUGCACGUUAUUUGCUGGCAACGCGUGGACUGAAAGUGAAACAAUCUAGUAGUUUUUUAGAUAUUCCCUUUUUAAUAUUAAUACUUAAAUUAAAUGAGCUCCUUCUAGAUAAAAAAAAUAAAUUAAGUUUAAUCAAUUUAAUUCUACAUAGCCAAAUUUUUUUUCGCAAUUCCAGCUACUUAAUUGGUUGCUCAUUUAUCGCGUUAUUUUCGAACUUUCAGGAAUGCUUUAAGCUUUUAUCCUUAAGCUAGUUACCAUAGUUGCCAGAUAGCGUGUGAAAAAAGUGGAUAUCAUUGGAUGUUGGAGCAUUUUUAAAAAGACACUGUACAAUAAUUUAGCAACGUAGUAUAUAACUGAUAAUUACAAACGCCAUACGCGUAGUUGCAUAUAUGCCUACAUAAAUACAUACAGAUAUUGGUAGUAGUGCUAAGCUUAAAAUGUUUGCUAAAUAUUCAAGUCAGAAUAAAUUAUAAAAUAGUAAAAUAUGCAAUUAUUGAGCACUUGUUCGAUUUAACGAACACGAUAAUGAUGUUUUAGCCAUUUAAAAUUAAUGCUGAGGCGCCUUAAGGUAUGCUAUAAAUAAGUGCAAUGUUGAAAUGAUAUUAUUAUUAUU